This is a messenger RNA of Aaosphaeria arxii CBS 175.79, 1272 nucleotides long. RefSeq lists its product as uncharacterized. NCBI's taxonomy places the organism in Eukaryota, Fungi, Ascomycota, Dothideomycetes, Pleosporales. Bases 1 to 1272 code for a protein of 423 amino acids. Gene Ontology annotation, molecular function: DNA-binding transcription factor activity, RNA polymerase II-specific; zinc ion binding. Gene Ontology annotation, biological process: regulation of DNA-templated transcription. The transcript has 3 exons. The record is from RefSeq and is a predicted model, not a curated record.
AUGAAUGAACUAGAGGACGAGCUUGAUCUCCGCUAUCAUCGCGGGAUGAAGCCUGAUGUUUACUAUCGCUGUCCGACCCUCGAAUCGCUGGAUGGAGCACUUCGAAAUGAGCUCGAGAAAUCUGCCACGAGUUUCGUUCCCACCCAGGUGGUGACAGAAUUCGUAUUUGCAAAUACAUCAACCAUCACAAUUUCCGUGUCGCAUCAGGGACAACUUGAACCCCUCGGUCUUGUCCCUGCCGACUUUCCGCAGAGCAUCACUGUCGAACACGCUUUCUGCCGUAACCUUGAAGGAAAAGAGCGAUUGAAAGUCCAAAGGGCCAUUGCUCGUUCCUUUAUUGAAUCCAUUCAAGAGGCAGAUGGCUUCAGAUACUCUGAGCGCCAAGCUACGAUAAACAGCGAUGGCUCUAGGUUCAAAUAUGUUUGCUGGGACUCGUUGCAGAACCGUGAUCGCAAGAGAAAUUCCAAGAAGGAGAAUGUUACCGACCAGAAUGACUCCGAUGAGCACAAAAGCGAACGAGCGAAUAGGCAGCUCCCUACAUUCGACUGCAAAGGAGCCAUCCAUAUUAAGUUUUCUUUCAAACGCGACGCAGUGAACGUUAUUUACAUACACAAUCCAAUUCAUCGAGACACAAAAAGCCGACAAGAAAACGAGCAAGAAAACAGCCCUUUACCUGCGGUAGAGAAAAUAUCUAUAGAACAAGAAAAUUCCCCAGAAGAACCGCCAAAGCCCCGGAAAAGUAGAAAGAAAAAGAGUGCUUUGAACGAACUGGAUCAUGCCAACACUGAUCCUCAACCAUCAGCACCUCAACCCGUAUCGGGCUCUCCGAAGAAAAGGAGGACCAGGAUUUCGGGAAGUAUUGACGUACCAGAGCCGUCGACAGCAGCAAAGACCAAGAAGAGGAGAACCAAUUCGUCGGGAAAAGUCGACGUUUCGGAGUCAUCGACAGGAUCGAAAACCAAGAAAACACAAGCGUCUUCAACAGGUCGGCCUACUAUUAAAACUCCGAUUCCUUUGCCGACACCUGCCCCAACGCGCACCAAAGGCGCAUGCAUUCGAUGUCGUGAGAAGAAGAUCAAGUGCGAUUAUGCCAGGCCCACCUGCAAUCAGUGCCAAAGAGGCCUGUGGACUUGCCAGUACCCUGUUCCAAGGCCGCCGAAACGAUCCAAAAACGGAUGUACCAAUUGCCGCCAACGAAGACGGAAAUGUACAGAAGAAAAGCCCUCAUGCGCACACUGUAUAAAGUUAGAUGAUGAUUGCGAGUACCCUUAA